Molecule: messenger RNA, 5158 nt
Organism: Lampris incognitus (smalleye Pacific opah)
Lineage: Eukaryota; Metazoa; Chordata; Actinopteri; Lampriformes; Lampridae
Gene: ccnt1
Product: cyclin T1
Exons: 10
Coding region: 1-2205 (734 amino acids)
Biological process (GO): positive regulation of DNA-templated transcription, elongation; regulation of transcription by RNA polymerase II
Cellular component (GO): cyclin/CDK positive transcription elongation factor complex; nucleus
Molecular function (GO): cyclin-dependent protein serine/threonine kinase activator activity
Source: RefSeq, a predicted model, not a curated record
AUGACUAAGACCUUGGGGAGGAUCACUAGAGAAACUGUGAAAGAUGUGCCAGCUGAAGAGCUCAAACUGUCCCACACCAACAUCAGAAUCAGAAUAAUGGCGGCUUCGUUCCCCUCUCUUUCUGCAAGCGACAACAACAACAAAUGGUACUACACCCGUCAGCAGAUCGAGAACAGUCCAUCUCGGCGUGCUGGGCUUGACCCCGACAAGGAAUUGUCCUACAGACAACAGGCCGCGAACCUCCUGCAGGACAUGGGACAGCGACUCAAUGUGUCUCAGCUGACAAUAAAUACUGCCAUUGUGUACAUGCAUCGAUUCUACAUGGUCCAGUCAUUCACACGGUUUCAUAGAAAUGUCAUUGCCCCUGCCACACUCUUCCUUGCUGCAAAGGUCGAGGAGCAGCCCCGAAAGCUGGAACAUGUUAUCAAGGUGUCGCAUGCAUGUCUCAAUCCUCAGGACCCGUCACCAGAUGUUCGCAGUGAUGCUUACCUGCAACAAGCCCAAGACCUGGUCAUUCUUGAGAGCAUUAUACUCCAGACCCUGGCUUUUGAAAUCACCAUUGACCACCCACAUACCCAUGUUGUCAAGUGCACUCAGCUUGUCAGAGCAAGUAAGGAUUUGGCCCAAACAUCAUACUUUAUGGCCACCAACAGUCUGCACUUGACUACAUUCUGUCUGCAGUAUAGUCCACCGAUUGUGGCUUGUGUUUGCAUUCAUCUGGCCUGCAAAUGGUCCAACUGGGAGAUCCCCGUCUCCACAGAUAGCAAGCACUGGUGGGAGUAUGUGGAUCCCACAGUCACUCUUGAACUGCUAGAUGAGCUCACACACGAGUUCCUGCAGAUCCUGGAGAAGACACCUAGCAGGUUAAAACGGAUUCGCAACUGGAAGGCUGGAGGUCAGACAGCAAAAGGCAAGUCCAAAGUCCAGGAGGAGGGGGACCAAACAGACACCAUGAUGAGCAUGAUCUCUAUGGCAUCGUCAGAGAGUACUCUGGCAGGCCUGAUGAGCCUCUCAGCCCCUCCUUCCUCUUCCUCAUCAAUGGGUGAGAAGGACAGGAGUACACCGGGUAGUGCCCAGCACUGGCAGCCAGGUGGCAAAAGUCAUGCUGCUUCUGAGCAGCAGCAGCAGCACAACCACGAGGUACAUGCCCCAGCUAAGGUGUCACUGAGCGAGUAUCGUGCUAAGAAUGCGGAUGUUCUAGCUGCCCAGAAGAGGAAACUGGAGAAUAUGGAAGCCUGUGUAAAGAGGGACUAUGCCAAUGCUGCCCAGGCUCUCAUUGGUCAGCAGCAGAGGAAGGAGAAGCAGCAGCAUCAUCACCAGCAGUCCAGCUCCCUAUCCCACUCAAGCUCCUCCUCCUCCUCAGACAUGAACAACCCAUCGCCCAUCAUUCUCAAAAUUCCUCUUGAGAAAGAGAGGCAUGACCGCAGCUCCCUGAAGAUGCGGUUCCCUCUGCCUGGAGGAGGGAGCAGUGGGCACAGCGGGAGCAGCAAAGGCCAGGAUCAGGACAUCAAAGUUAGAAUACGGGUACCUGAGAAGCAAAGGGGGAGUUCGGGAGAAGAGGGCAAGAGCAGGGAGAAGCACAGGGAACGCACCAACCACCACCACCACCAUCAUCAUCACCACCAUCAUUCUUCCUCCAGUGGUGCCUCACUUUCCUCUUCCUCUUCACAUAAACACUCAUCAGGAAGUACGAGCAGUGCAUUAGGAAGCAACAAAAAGAUCCCUAGUGAUUCCUCUCGAAUGAGCUCCUCCUCGUCUUCAGCCUCUCGAAAGAGGUCUCAUUCCCAAGAUCCUGCAGCCAGCUCUCACCCUUCUUCCAAACUAAGUAAGUCCUCUCGGAAUGCCUAUCAGCUGCCGUCCUUGUCUUCAUCCUCUGGGCACAGCCUUGGGCAUGGUCCUGACAUCCUCCCUUCCCUGGGCCUUCCCCACCACCAGGGGAGCUACUCACACUCCAAGGGGGACAAGACCGACACUAAUGGACACAACACAGUGGGUGGGGGCCAGUCAAAUGAGUACCAGGACACUUAUGAAAUGCUAAACUCACUGCUGAGCGCACAGGGAGUCCAGCCGUCCCAGCCACCCAUGUUUGACUACAGAUCCCAAUAUGGGGACUACAGGUACAGUGGGAGCUCUAGAGGGAGCAACUCCAGACCCCCACCCCUGCCUUCGGAACCUCCUCCCCCGUUGCCGCCAUUACCCAAAUGAGUUUUUUUUUUUUAAUCCAUGGAUGCAUAACGUGCGCUGUACUCGCCAUCACAAACAUCAAGAUUGUUACAUGAAAUGUUGCCCAGUGAUUUUGGACUCUAAAUGUUUGUGUUUUUUUUUUUUUUUUGGUGCGGGUUUCAGCUUGACAGCAGAGAAAUGUAUUUCAGGUGUAAAUGCUUUUUCUUUUAAAUUUCAUUCACAUUUAUGUGUGGGGCAAUAAUGAGGCUUGAAAAGCCUAUAAAAUUAGAAAAAAUAUUUAUGGGGAAAAGUGUAAAUACUAUUUUUGAUGUUAGCAGUUUUUUAUCUCCUCAACUGAAAUUAAAUGUGAUAAUAGGACCUGGCAUUUUUGCCAUUGUGGAUAUAAAGGAAGUCAAACAUUGUCUUGAAAUUGUAGAGGAAACUUAUUUGCAUUACAUUAUGUCUUGCUAGCGAUUGUCUUUUUAUAAUGUUUUUAUAGUAUGCUAUUUAUUAAGUGAAUGCUUUUUGAAGAGCACUGCCCCCCUUUUUUUAAUGUCUCCCUUCAUUGCGGUGACCUUUUUUUCCCCCUCAAGACUGUACAGGCUAGUUUGAGAAUGCAUGUCUCCAAAGCCAUUUUUCUAUUUUUUUUAAACCACCCAAAUUGAAGACCCCCCUCCCCAGGGUUAUUAAACCUAAUUUUUGUAAUUAUCAUUAUCUUUAUUUGUUAAACUGUUGUACAAAGAUUAUGAGAUGGUAGAAACAAACUAUUUUUGCAUUUUGUUAUGAAAGAUUAGGGAAAAACCUUGUAAAAUAAGGAAGCUUGUACUUUUUUUUGUUUUUAAUUGCUGCAGUCAUUGUUUUAAAUGGUUGUAAAAUGUCAUGUUGAUACUCAAAUACUUACACUAAUGGGCAAAAUUUAUUCCAAGGAUGUUUAUCUGUGAGUCAUUAAAUACAUACAGGGUAUGGCCACAAUGAAGGAAUUGGCAGUGUCGACUCCCCCAACCAUGAAGGUGUAGGGUGUAUUUCCUAGCAAGUAUCAAUCCAGUUGUUCUAGGAAGACAACACAAAGUUCAGUUACUGUUGGAAAAAUAACAUUACCUGCAGUAUCAGUGUAUCCUGCCCUUUACGUUGCGAGUUUCUGCAACUAGCACGGAAAAGCGGUGGAAUGGUUGGUUAGGAUCAGACUGGCUCUAUGAUCAUUUGGGCAGUCCCUUUUUUAGCAUUUGUGAUGUGUCUGUGGACAGGUAUUUGGGAAUGUACGCAUUUGGUACUGCACAUCUAAGCAGAAUUCAAUCAGCAGUGGUGCAAUGCAAACAGAUUUAUUACACAAAAUGUGGAUAUAUUUAUUUAGAAAUAUUGAGAGUUCAUCCGAGACUGGUAUUUUUCAUUGAAAUAAAGCCAUAUUUUUCUGUUGUUCACUUCAAAACUAUUCAAGUUUGCAGUUAGUUAUUCAUAUAAUGGCUGGUGGAUCACUGAUUCAUCAGGUUUUUUCUUGUUUUGUUUUUUUUUUCCUAUUCAUACAAACGUCUUCCAGGGUGAUCACAGUUGAGCAUAGGCAAAUUGAGAUGGCAUGGAUAUUUAGUGUAUCUGCAGAUACACUAAAUGAUUCAGUUUUGUUUUGUUUUUUGUUUUUUUUGUGAUUAGCAUUGACCCUGCCCCCUGUCAGAUUAGUGUUCCCAAAAACCAUGCCAGAAUAAAACCCACACCAUAGUGUACCAUCUGUUAGUGAAGAAAGACUUUUUUGCUUGUGUUUUUAUGUUUUUCUAACUAUACCCUGCAUAUGGUUUUCAACAAAGUAUUCACAGUACAUGUCCCACAGAAAUAAUUGCAGAGCAUCUUUGGUUAGUUUGAACAAGACAUAAAUGUGUUACUUUCAUUGGAGUUUGUUUUUAUGAUUGUCAUUCAUUUAGCACUUCUUUUGGAGAGUCAAAGAAAGUUGAAUCAGUGACGAAACGUUUCUGUCAAUAAACGUUGUGUCCAGAUGAACUGAUUCAACUUUCUUUGAUUUUCUUACCUGGAUUACUGUGCAUGCAUAAAGACCUUUUGGUGAGUAUUUUCAGUGCGUAAACCCCCGUAUGGACUAGUUGGAUUCAUGCCGGUUCGAUUUUACCACAUCAAGGCUCUUGUAAUGUAAAACUCCGUGGAUUUUCCAUUUGAAAUUUUUUGGCCAGGGAAUUGAUCUACAUGCGUUCUUGUUCUCAUGGAAAUCACUGUAAAUAGGUUAUCAACAUACCUCCACUUAAGGGUAUUGGGCAACAGAAGUAGAUAACUGCCUAAUUUUAUUUGGGAAAGAAAUGCUGUUUGUAGACGGGAGUACUGGGUAUUAUCUGUACAUCUUAAUCAUGUAAAACUAUAUGGAUCUGAUUGUAUGGUAUUACCAAUCCUAACAUGCGAUGUAUUUUUUUUUUUGAGUUUAAGGAAUUAUUUUUUUAGGGCGGCUCACAGUAAGGCAUAAACCAUUGUAAUAUAUAUUAUAAUGUUCCCUUAAUCUAUAACUUUGUUACUCAGGCAGCAGCGAUUUCAAGAUAUUAGUUGAUCCUUUGACUCUUGGUUGUGGUUGUUGAGUGCACUGAAUCUAUACCCCAGAAAUUGCCUGAAAUGGAAACGACUUAAAAAGUAUUACACUUAUAUUCUAUGAUUAGAAUAGACGCACCUUGUUUCUGCCAUUUGAUUUGAACAAAUCCAAUUUGAGUAUUAGCUGAUUUUCUUUUAAGGCUGUGGGACUGUCCAAGGAAGUCACAGUGAAAGAAAAAAAUGGAACAAAGACACUCAUGCAACCUAACAAUGCAAAAUCGCAUAGCUACACCUCCGUUAUCAACACUCGAGUUUCAUAUUUUGUCACAUAAUCGUGUUUUAAGUGUUUUGAGUGACACUCAGGUCUGGAAUCAUUAAAUCAUCUUGGGAUUCUGUUUCAAUUAAAAUAUGACUUGUGAACACUGUUGCUUUUGAUAUAAUGUGGUUGAUUUAAUAUCCCAUGUCAAUAAAUAUUUUAAGA